This is a messenger RNA of Blepharisma stoltei, 1199 nucleotides long. The record is from the annotation of a GenBank genome assembly. Lineage: Eukaryota; Ciliophora; Heterotrichea; Heterotrichida; Blepharismidae.
AUGGAUAAUAUUAGUGUCCAGCAACCACAAAAUGCAGGAGUCUUAAUUAACCCCAAUUUCCCUCUUCUAGAAAGCGGAGCCACAAUGCAUCUAGGAGUCAAAGCUGGCGACGUAGCAAAUAGGAUCUUAUCAGUUGGAGAUGCUGGGAGGGCUGAAAGAAUUGCGAGGCUAUUUGAUUCCCCAGAAAGUACAAAAAUCGUUAAGAGCGAGAGAAUGUUUACAACAUACACUGGAACUUAUAAAGGCGUUCCAAUUUCGAUUAUUGUAACUGGAAUGGGCAUCGCAAUGAUGGACUUUGUGGUCAGAGAAUCCACUUUUUAUGUCCAAGGAAACGUUGCUAUGAUUAGGUUAGGCACCACAGGUCUUCUAAAGCCUUCAUGGCCUGCUGGCACUAUUGUUGUGGCCAAACAAGCCAGAUUUGUGCAGCAGAAUUAUGACUACUGCCCAUCAAAUUCUAACGAUGAGCCUUAUAGACUCACAAACCCAGUUGACGCUGAUGCUUCUCUAAAGGAUCUUCUAUAUUCAAAAUUAUCAUCGAAAUUAAGUAAUGAAAAAGUAAGAGAAGGAGUGAACAUAACGACAGAAACAUUUUACGCAGCUCAAGGAAGAGCAGGUGAUCUCUUUGAAGACUACAACGAAAGACUUAUACAGUUUGUGGAAGAAAAUGAGUCUGAAGCUAGCAAUUUCGAAAUGGAGACGUUUAAGCUGCUGCAAUUAGCUGAUAAAAGCAAAGGGAAAAUAAAAGCUGCUGCUUGCGCUAUUGGGCUCAUUAAUAGAGCCACAGGAGAAACACUUCCAUACCAGAGCUUGCAUGAGCUUGAAGUGGUAAGUUCUGAGGCGAUCUUGAGCACGUUGGCUGAAUUUAGUUUAGAUAAUCCUAUAAAUACUUCCUCCUUUCGUCAGCGAACAAAACUAUUGGAAAAAUCCCUAUUUUGAAAAGCGAGCAAACAAACAUUUUUUAAAUAUAAAACAUUUUAUGAUAAAGAGAUUUGAUAUAUGAAUGAUAAUUAUUAUAUAUGUUGAUCUAAUUCUGUUUAAUUUUAAACAGCUUGCAUUUUAAGCAUAAGUUUUAUAAAUGAAUUAAUUUUUGUUUUCCAAUUUUUAAAAAAAAAUUUAAUAAUAAAAUUAAUAUAUAAAUUUUUUAACCAAGACAAAAUUUUUUUGUUCCCUCACUAAGGAGGAAUGGAGUAAGUAAUUAA